Messenger RNA from Cydia fagiglandana, 5645 nucleotides. RefSeq names its product hemicentin-2 (gene nrm). The record is from RefSeq and is a predicted model, not a curated record. Bases 206 to 4342 code for a protein of 1378 amino acids. The transcript is spliced from 28 exons. NCBI's taxonomy places the organism in Eukaryota, Metazoa, Arthropoda, Insecta, Lepidoptera, Tortricidae.
GGGUUCACCAUCAGUGUCGGUUGAGACUCCGUCGCGCCCGGGCGUGUCGAACGAAUCUUCGCGAACGAAUUCGUAGUGAAUGCAAUGUGGUGUGCUGUGUUGUGAAUUUUAAAGAUUUAGUGCUCUAUCUGUGUGGAUUUUUGGAUACUGAGCGAAUUGUGACGAUGUGCUAGUGCAGUGCUAUGUGCGCGUGAAGUAAUACAAGAUGGCCGCCGUGUUGCUCGUGUUCUUGCUGGGCUGCGUCGGCGCUUUGGCUGAAAAAGAAACAACCGCAGCGCUAGUAGGCGAGACCGCACGUAUAAAAUGCCGGAUCGACAGCGCCUCCUGUGGAGAGAUGCAUAGCGUGAAAUGGUACAAGGACGAUGUCAGGAUAUAUGUGUUCUCGGCGUCUAAAGGCGCAGCUAUCAACAGGCCGGAGGGCGAUAUGAUGACCAGAAUGUCGAUCAGCCACGUCCCCAACUCGACCUUCGCUGAGCUGGUCAUCAACAGCGUCCAGGCCUCAGACGAGGGCCUGUACCGCUGCGAGAUCACGUAUCUGCAAGUAGGAGACGACUGCAACACCGUGCAGCUGUCUCACUUCAACACAUACAUAAAACCAAAAACAGUAGAGCUACUGGCCAUCGACGGCACCAACUCCACCUCCAUACAAGACGGGACCACCUUGGGACCACUCGUGAUCUAUAAGCAGAUCACCGUGGCAUGUCUGGUGAAGGAGGGGAAACCCCAGCCUAAAGUGACGUGGUACUUCAAUGGGAAGGAGAGGACGGAUGCUCAACGCACUACACCGGACAACACGACGGUCCAGCAAAGCUUGGCUCUGACGAUAUCUCGAGAGGAGCUUGGUGGUGAACUGAAAUGCUCCGUCUCAUCAGAUGCUUUGGACGAACCGAUCGUGAGACGAGUCAAGCUUGAUGUUAGAGUCCCUCCAUCGAAAGUGGAGAUCCUCGGCGUCGGAGACCACGUGACCCAGGGUACCACCCUGACCAUGACCUGCGUAGUCAAGGGGGCUAACCCACCAGCCGUCGUUCAGUGGUACAAUGGUACCACGCUGCUUGAUUCUAGGCAGCAAGAAGUUAAGAGCGACUCGACAUACGAAACGAUGGCGAAUCUCACGUUCACGGUGACGCGGUUCGAAAACGGACGGAAAUUCACGUGCAAAAGCGAGAAUGAAGUUAACAAGAUAAUCAGUGAGGAGCCGCUCGUUAGGACUAAGGAGAUGGAGGUUUGGUAUCGUCCAAUAGUCCACGUGAAUCCCCCCAACUUCACCGUUCUGCAGGAUACGAAGAUCCUCCUCAAGUGCGAGUAUGAGAGCAACCCCUCACUCCUCAUAGACGUUGCAUGGUACAAGGAUGACGAAAAGAUCGACGUGGACUCCUCCCACUACCAGGGCGGCAACGUCAACCAACCAGCGCUCAUCAUCCACAACGUCACUGGGAGUGACAGUGGCAACUAUACCUGUCAGCUCAAAAAUGACGUUGGAAACAGCACUAGUGACAACGCUAUCGACGUUAAUGUUUUGUACAAACCCACAGUUCGUCUAGUAAUGUCGGACCCCAGCCCUAUUAACGAGCUGGACCAUAAGAACGUGACGCUGAUAUGCGAGGCCAUCGACGGGAACCCGAGGACCCUGGACGAGGUCACCUGGUAUCUGGAUAAUGAGGUGCUGAAGAAGCUUCCGGAGUGCAAUGGAACUGAUCCGGCCCUGUGUGAUGAAGUGGAUCCCUCAAUGCUGCUCCUCCAGGACACGACGAGAAGUUUCCAUGGCAACUACUCCUGUCAGGGCAAGAACGCCGCGGGAGAAGGAGAAAGGAGUCCGCAGACCGAGUUGGUUGUCAAUUAUCCCCCUGGGCCAGCGAAGCUGGUGUACUCCCCGUGGCGAGUGGUCAAACAGAAAUCCCUCAUCCUGACGUGCAGCAUCGAAGAGAAAGGCAGACCUGAAGCUCAGAGAUUCCGCUGGCACCGAGGCGGUCGCCUCGUCCCGGACAUAGUGUCCGCCAACUGGACCAUAGACCCAAUCAGUCUCGACCACAGGACCAACUUCUCGUGUCGCGGAUUCAACGCUGGUGGCGAGGGGCCGCCUGCAACUACCUUCAUUAAUGUACUUGCUCCUCCAAGCUUCAAGUACGCUAUGAACUACUACAGCGGAGCUUUGUACAAAUCUCAAAACAUAUCCCUCAAAUGCACCGUGGAAUGCGCCCCCCGGUGCAGCGUGCAAUGGCUCAUGAUGAAGGACAACGAGGAGAUGCAGGUCAUUGACCCCAACAAGACGGAUCGGUACUACAUCGUGGAAAGAGAGAUCGGGCCCGAGGUCAACAGGAACGAUUUUGAAGCUACGGAGAGUACUUUGUACUGGAACAUGUCUGCUUGGGCUGGAGGCGUUCUGGACCGCACGGACCCUCGCAUCACCAAAUACAUGUGUCGGUCUUCGCGAAACGACGCCGGGCCUGCUGUCAACAGUACUACACAUUUUGCUGUGGAAUAUGAACCAGAAAACAUCACAGUGACUCCGGGAAUAGUUCCAGUGAUCGAAGGAGAAAUACCCGGAAAAGUCGUCUGUUCCGCUAGAGGUUUCCCCGUCCCAUCCUACUCGUGGCGUCGAGAGAACGCCAGCAAAUCUUUAGCCAAGGACCACACCAACACCUCUCUCGUCCUCUCAUCUUCCAACACUCUUCUGCUGGGCCCGGUGCAGAGAAAAGACGCAGGGCACUAUCUUUGUGAGGCUCAUAACCGACAUGGCGCUGUUUCUGCUACAGCGUACUUGGAUGUCAUGUUUGUUCCGGAGUGCGGCAUUAAGCAAGCGGAAGUAGAUGGAGAACAAGUCCUGAUCUGCACAGCGCACGCUAACCCUAGCGAGGUAACCUUCUUCUGGAAACUGAAGAACGACAACGACUCUCUCUCCGACGAGAAGAUCUGGCAAGUCGGCCAGCAGAGCUACCUCCGCCUGCACCCAGGCGUUGAGGUGCACAGGACGUAUCUCUGUUACGCUAACAACUCUGUGGGCAGGAGUAGAGAGUGCGAGCGCGAUGUGCAAGCCAACCUGGAAAGCCUCACUUCGGCAGUUUGGUGGCGGGAUCGACAGCAACUCAUCCUGAUUGGUUGCAUUGCGCUCGCUAUCUUAGUCAUCACCGUUAUCCUCUGCAUCAUCAUCAUCUGCAUAUGCAGGCGGAUGAGAGCGAAAUCCAAAUACAAUAAUCCAGUGGAAUUAGAGGAGAGAGAAAAUCCGGAUGGUAGCUGCCUUAAUGAAAUGUCGAUCGCUCAGUCAAUCAUAUCGCAAGCUUUGCCUGCUUUAUCGCCGCGCCUUAACUUGACCUUCAGUCCUAAAACAUCUGAUAGAACUAGACUGGUUGACUCUCAAAACUACCCUGACAACAAAACUAAAGAAACACGCAGCAGCUUACAAGCUAAUCUAUCACAAUUAGAAGCUACUAUCAAUGCAAGUAAAUCACCAAUAAGAGACAAUGAAGCUAACGAAACGCAGACCCCGAAAAAUGAACCUAGAGUUCACAGUGAUAAGGUUCAAACUGUAGUAACCCCAAGCAAAUGGCCGCUCAAACCUGGUGUUUUAGUUCAUGUGAAUUCAAAUCACACACUGAGCCCUAAAAAUCAAGCAAGAAUGGCUGCGAAUGUGUCCCAAAAUAAUGAUAAGGAAGAAGAUGCUACUUUGGGACUACUUGAAAGAAACAGAGUUAAAAGUGAUGAUGAAAGAUCACCAACCAAAUCUGAGUAUUCAAAAAAGAAUGGUAAACCAAGAAGACAUACUCAAAAUGUAGUGUCAGGAAUAUUCAAAAAUUUGAGAAGGAAGAGUGAUAAUGAUUCUGAUGAUGACAGUGGUAAAUAUAAGAAGAUAAAUAAGACUAAUAAAAGGGCUGUGUCUUUAGUUAAUUUGAAUAAGCCAGGCUAUAGUUUACCAAAGAGCAGAAUACGUUCAUUUUUCCAAAGUGAAGCGCCUAAUGUCAUUGUUACUGAAGGAGUUGUGUCGUUUAAGAGGCCUGAUAGAAUUGCCGCUAGUGUGAAACCUUUAAGCGAUGAUAAUGCUAAAGGCACUAGAAAAAGGAAAGCUCCAGGAGACAGCCCACCUAUGAAUGGCGUAGAUAAUGCAGCAAACGGCAACUUAGGAGCGGACAGUCCCGGCCUGUACGAGAAUCUGCCGUUCCAUGGGCUCCAACAAGCACCUAAUAAGCCGUUCAAACCGGACGACAUGUUCAUUUACGCCGACGCCGACCUGAAGGACUACGGGCCGAUCAACUACAAGCAGGCCUCCAUCUACUCGCAGAUGAAGAGGGUUAAGGAGCAACAGCGGCUGCAGGAGAUAUACGACAAGCAACAGGACGAUAUGUUGUGAUUUCGAUGCAAAACUUUACUAAAGGAAGAUGGAAAACUUCACCGCUUCUGGCAAGAUUCGAACUAGCAAGUUUUUGGAACAUCGAUUCAAUUUCUCUUAACCAACUGAAGCUGGCCAAGAUGCCAAUUGUUCACGCCGUAACGAUACGCUUAUGUCUCUCUGUCGCACUAAUAUGGAAGAGUGAUAGAGAGAGAUUACCGUUUUGUUUGCUACGGCGCAAACGAUUUCGCUGGCUAGGCCCUCUGAGCUAACGAAUCUUACCAGAAGUUUGUGAAUUUUUCCAUUUAUUCCUUCUUUUUGAGACGCAAAUUAUUUAUAUCGUUUGCAGACGUAUCUGCUUGAUAAAACGUAGUUUAUUUUAAUACAGUUAUUUCAACUCGGGAAAGGGAUCUUAGAAAGAGAAACAAUAAGCUGAACUCCUUCAAGACUACUUGAAGAAUGCCAAAAUUAAGGUGUACAAUCAGCAGCAAAAGUUGCUAAGCGGGCGAGGUGUUCAAAAUUACCUUGACGCGCUCUUAUUCUCUUAACAAUAAAGUCGCGUCAAGAUGAUUUUGAACACGUCGUCCGCUUUGCAACUUUUGCUGCUGACUGCACCUGUACAUUUUUAGCUUAUUCUUAUUACCUUUCGUUCAUAAGUGCAACCCUUUAUUUGAAUAGGCGUACUCGUAUUCUGAAUGUAGUAACAGGUUUUUUAAUCUGGAUAUAAUCUGUCAGUAGUGUCAGUUACAAAAGUGGCGUUUCGGUUGACAGAUUACAUUUGUAAUAAAUCGAGAUCAAAUACAAAACCUGUCAUUACAAUCAGAAUACGCCUCUGAUUUUAUAUAAGAAUCAUGUAUUUUUUUAUUAUAAAUAUGCUUAUUUAUAGAACCUGCUGUUGCUGUGUCGUAGCUGUUAAAAUAGUAAGGUAAAAUGGUCGAUACUUCCUACAAUAUCGAUACUUUUAGACUUCAUUAACGUAAAAGACAUACAUAAUUAUGUCGCUUACGCUAAUCGACUCUAAUGGCAUCAAUAUUAUACGUUAGAACUUUCUCUACACGAUAUAACAAUCUGUAAAAUACUCUGGACUGACAAACAACCCCAAUUGUGACGAUUAGCCUAAAAUGUACAGAUUAGCGUAAUUAUUGCCUAUGUAAAUAAAUUAUUUUCACUUCCGCAUACAACUGUGAAAUAAAGACUAUGAUGUAAGUUUUUCAAUCGAACUGUACUCUUCUCUGGAUAAAGGAUAAGUUAAAAAGGCGUCCGCAGCAAAAUAUAAUAAAAAAAUCAUAGCCUUGAAGUAAUCGGCACUUGCGCUGCGUCUUAC